Messenger RNA from Tilletiopsis washingtonensis, 3360 nucleotides. Its product is annotated as ARM repeat-containing protein. Gene Ontology annotation, biological process: protein import into nucleus. The record is from RefSeq and is a predicted model, not a curated record. Gene Ontology annotation, cellular component: cytosol; nuclear envelope. The transcript has 17 exons. Lineage: Eukaryota; Fungi; Basidiomycota; Exobasidiomycetes; Entylomatales. Gene Ontology annotation, molecular function: small GTPase binding. Bases 141 to 3272 code for a protein of 1043 amino acids.
ACCCAAUCUCGCCUCUUCCGCCGCAGCGCCUCUCAUCCUUCACACACUCCUCACCCGCGACGCUGCCAGACCCGACCUACGCCCGCGCCUGAGAGCAACUCAAGCUUGGCCUGCGCUGCACCCCGCUGCACUCGCCCAUCAUGGAGCAGCUCUACCAGUGCUUCGUCGCGUCCUUCGAUGCCAACCCAAAUCACCGCAAGGCGGCCGAGCUCGAGCUGCGCGAGCUCGAGAAGCACGACGGCAUGCUCGCCAGCGUCCUGCAGAUCGUCGCCAACGGCGAGGCCGAGAUGAGCGCUCGCCAGGCGGCCGCCAUCUACCUCAAGAACCGCGUGCGGCGCAUGUGGGACGUCAAGCGCGUGCCCGAGGGCAGUGCCGCCUCGUCGAACAGCGUCCACAUUCGCGCCAACGACCGCAGUGCGCUGCGCGGCGCCGUGCUGCCCACACUGGUGCAGGUGCCGCAGCCGCUGCGCGUGCACGUCGCCAGCGCGCUGGGCAGCAUGGUCGCGUGCGAUUUCCCCAAGGAGUGGCCCGACCUCAUGGACCGCAUCGGCGAGCUCGUCGGCAGCUCGGAGCAGGCCGCGGUGUACGGAGGCAUUCGUGCGCUGUUGGAGGUGGUGCGUGCCUACCGCUGGCGCGAUGAAGAGUCGCUGCUCGAGCCCAUUGCCUCUGCGACAUUCCCGCGCAUCCUUGCCACGGGCAAGUCGAUUCUCGAGUCUGCCGGCUCCUCGUCGCCCGAGGCCGGCGAGAUUGUGUACGCCAUCCUGAAGGUGUACAAGACGAGCAUGGUGAGCCAGCUCACGCCGCACCAGCAAUCCAACGAGUCGAUCGUGCCGUGGGGCACGUUCCUGCUAGCCGUGGUGCAGCACCAGGUGGACCCGGCACAGCUGCCUGACGACGAGGAGGAACGCGAGGCGAGCCCUUGGUGGCGAGCAAAGAAGUGGGCCUUCUUCUCGCUCAACAAGCUCUUCAGCCGCUUCGGCAACCCCUCGCAGCUGCCGUCUAACUUGACCAAGUACAAGCCGUUCGCCGAGCGCUUCGUGACGAGCUUCGCGCCCGAGAUCCUCAAGGUGUACCUGCGGCUCACCGAGGCCAACAUUGCCGGCACGUGGCUCUCGCGCAAGGCGGUGCACUUCAUCUUCAUGUACUACACCGAGUGCAUCAAGCCGAAGAGCACCUGGGUGCUGCUCAAGCCGCACGUCAACACGCUCGUCCAGCAGUUCGUCUUCCCACGCAUGUGCUACGGGCAGGCCGACGAGGAGCAAUGGGACCUCGACGAGGUCGACUUCAUCCGCUCGCACCUCGAUCCCAUCGAGGAGUACGGCACGCCGGCGUCGAGUGCCGGCACGUUCCUGCAGACCGUCUGCGCCAAGCGCACCGAGAGCUGCUUCAUGGCGCAGCUCGAGUUCAUCACGUCCGUCAUGCAGGGCUUCCCGGCCUCGCGCAGUGCGCGCGAGAAGGACGGCGCGCUGAACAUGACGCGCGCGCUCGACAUGACGAUGCUCAAGCACCCCAAGGUCGGCGACAUGCUCGAGGGCUUCUUUGUCGCCUACGUCAUUCCGGAGCUCGGCAGCGCGGACCGCUUCCUGCGCUUCCGCUCCACCGACCUGAUCCGCACGUUCUCGGCGCAGAUGCGCUGGCGCGACCAGAAGAACCUCGAGAGCGCCUUCCGCGGCGUCAUGACGUGCCUGGCCGACUCGCAGCUGCCGGUCCGCGUGCAGGCUGCUGCGGCGCUUGGAGCGCUCAUCGAGCACGACGAUGUGCACGCCGCGAUGGCACCCAACGCCGGGCGUCUGAUGCAGGAGCUGCUCAAGCUCUCCGACGAGACGGACCUGGAUGUGCUUUCGGGCACGACGUCGAAGAUCGUCGACUCGUUCUCCGAGGAGCUGCUGCCGUUCAGCGUGCAGUUCUGCACGCACCUGCGCGACACGUACAUGCGCCUUCUGAACGAGCACCUCGCGGGAGCGAAUGUCGAGGAGGACCCGGAUCAGAUCGACUUCAACCAGAACCAGGAGGACAAGCUCUUUGCGGCCGUGGCUUCGCUGCAGACCAUGUACCAGGUGCUCUCGGCGGCCGAGGGCAAGCCGGAGAUGCAGGCCGAGCUGGAGCAGGUCAUCCUGCCGCUCGUGGCCUACACGCUGGAGAAGGAGUGUGUCGACCUCUACGACGACUGCCUCGACCUCACCGACAUGCUCACCUUCAACCAGAAGCGCAUCUCGGACGGCAUGUGGUCGAUCUUCACGCUCAUCCACAAGGCCUUUAAGUCGUCGGGCAUUGACUACCUCAGCGAGAUGCUGCCGACGCUCGACAACAUCGUCUCGUACGGCAAGGACACGAUGGCGCAGAAUGCAGAGUACCGCCACAUGAUCAUUGACAUCUUCCAGACGGCCAUGACGAGCGAGCAUCUGGGUGCCGUCGACCACCUUGCGGCCCUGAAGCUGGCCGACGUGAUCCUGCUGCUGCUCAAGGGCUCGAUUGACGAGGCAGUGCCCAGCAUGCUCGCCACCGUGCUUCCGCGCGUCGACCCUUCGCAGGCGGCAACGAGCGCCUCGGAGCGCAAGUGGGCCACGCUCGUCACGCUCGAUGCCUUCUGCUACAACCCCGUGCUGGCACUGCAGGUGCUGCAGUCGCACAAUGCGGCCGACACGUUCCUGCGCACCGUGUGCGCCGAUGCGGCGUCGUUUAAGCGCGUGCACGAUCGCAAGGUCUUCGUCGUGGCACUCUGUGGGCUGCUGGCGCUCCCUGCGGGUCAGCUUCCUGCUGGCGUCCAGACGCUGCUGCCGCAGAUGCUCGAGGCCGUCGUCGACGUGCUGCGCGGCCUGCCCGAGGCCAUCCAAAAACGCAAGGAGGAGAUCGAGGCGUUCGAGGACCUCGAGGAGUCCUUUGCCGACGACGACGAUGAGCUCGAUGAGGACGUGUCCGCGAGCUUCGUCAGCACGGCUGGCGAUGAGGAUGUGCUUGAUGAGGACAACGAGUAUCUCGAGCUGUUGGCCAAGGAAGGUGCCCGUCUGCGCGCUCAGGCCGCCGGCAUCGAGGCCGGCGACGCCUCGGCUGACUUUGAGGAGCUGGAGGACGAGGACGAGGAGGAAGAGGAGAUGGGCUUCGAGUCGCCGAUGGACCCCGUGCCCGUCUUUGAGCUCUUCCGUAGCAUUGCUCCCUCCAUCCAAGCUCUUGCCCAGGCCGCGCCGCCAGCGCUGCAGGCCAAGCUGCAAGAAGUGGCCGCCAUGCCCGACGUCGCUGUGCCCUCGCCUUCUGCCGUGCCUAUCCUCGGCUAGAGCGUGGCGCAGCCAACCCUUGCCAUACAAGCACCAUCCUUAGACAUGCCGAGUGGGACCGAUACUUAAUUCUAUUGCGUCCGUCGCG